This is a messenger RNA of Physella acuta, 724 nucleotides long. RefSeq names its product peptidoglycan recognition protein 1-like. NCBI's taxonomy places the organism in Eukaryota, Metazoa, Mollusca, Gastropoda, Physidae. Gene Ontology annotation, molecular function: N-acetylmuramoyl-L-alanine amidase activity; zinc ion binding; peptidoglycan binding. The record is from RefSeq and is a predicted model, not a curated record. Gene Ontology annotation, biological process: peptidoglycan catabolic process; innate immune response.
UAUAUAUUCCCCUCAACUGUUUGCUGUGUCCACACACACACGACCAAAUUACGCAAUGAACCUCAUAAUUUUUUGUUUGCUGGUCCUUGGGAUAGAUUUUGCCUUGGGAGCCUGCCCCACCGUAGUCACACGAGCAGAGUGGGGAGCUGCCGCCCACAAGAACAGCUCCACCCUCACUAACCCCUUGCGUUACGCCUUCAUCCAUCACGGGGCGUCAGGUGAAUGUACUGACAGGGCUACCUGCUCAGCCAAGGUCAGGAGCUACCAGACCUUGCACAUGCAGGUCAAUAAGUGGGACGACAUCGGCUACAGCUAUGUUAUUGGUGGGGAUGGUGCUGUCUAUGAGGGGCGUGGCUGGGAUAAGGUCGGGGCCCACACCAAGGGCUACAACAGUGUGGGGUACGGCUUCUGUUUUAUCGGCAACUUUAUGAGCAAGCUCCCCACAGCCGCAGCUCUGCAGGCCGCUAAGGACAUGAUCGCAUGUGGCGUCACUCUGGGCAAGAUCCAGCCCAACUACACCCUCAGGGGGCACAGGGACAUGGUCAGCACUCAGUGUCCGGGCGAUACUCUCUACACGGAAAUAAAAACAUGGCCACAUUAUUAGAUGCCAACUCUACUUCCUCUAUUUAAGAUUAAAUUUUACAUUUCCGAAAGAUAAUACAAAUUUUAACACAGGGAUUUAAUUGUUAACAAUAUUAAAUAAAAGCUUGGAUUAUAAUUAUAA